Suillus plorans is the source of this 1423-nucleotide messenger RNA. RefSeq lists its product as uncharacterized. Lineage: Eukaryota; Fungi; Basidiomycota; Agaricomycetes; Boletales; Suillaceae. Bases 322 to 1164 code for a protein of 280 amino acids. The transcript has 18 exons. The record is from RefSeq and is a predicted model, not a curated record.
UAGUUAUGCCAUCAUGGGGUGCGUUCUGGAUUGAUUAUGUAGAAAGUUUGACCUAAGCCCAAAGUAGUAAUAACAAUAUUAAUGUACUUAUGCUCAUAGAUACGGUAUGACUAUUGCUAGUACUGCCUCAGACGUCCAAAGGUGCAGCUGUAUCAUUUACCAAGUCACUUUCCAGCUGGUAGUACAUCUAUACUAUUUAUACUGCCAUCAUGAAGUUUCAGCUCAGUUCAACUCAUUGUCGUACAUGGGAUACUUUCGAACUCAACGGACACAAAUUGGGAUCAAAAAAAAAGUUGACCGCUCAAUAGCUUAAGAAGGCUCAUGCCAGUGAUGUCAGCAAGGAGUUUGCAGUUCGCCAAGUACAUGUAUACGGCGAUGAUUACAUUCUGGAUCUAUGAUUAUGCGUGUUCACUUCAUGAAGAGUGGUCAUUUUUACUUCGAUCGCACUGGAGCAAGAUAAAAUGCUUGUAUAUUGUUACAAAGUACCUCCCCUUUAUCUUUAUCAUCACAGGUCUAUACACGAGCUUUACCCCGAAUGAGAACCCAAUUAAAUGCGGGAUGUUGGUCAAUAUUACCUCAGUGCUCGGCAUGAUAGCAGCCACUUGCGCCGACUGUUUUUUCAUCAUCAGGACAUAUGUGUUCUGGAACAAAAAUAAAAUCUUGCUCGCAGCCAUCGUGGGCACCUAUAUCUUGUGUCUCGUAGGAUCCGUCAGCAUUAUCAUCGACGCUACCGCCUCCGUAGCAUAUGUGACUAGCCCGAUCCCGAGCAUCACAGGGUGCUUCCAGAGUUCAACCGGUGACAUGAUGUUUAUCCCAUUUGUUCUCUUUUCUGCGUUUGGAAUGGGACUCAUGAUCCUCACGCUCAUACGUGCCAUACAUAGCUGGUGGAGAAACUCAAGCCGUCUGUACAUUGUCCUGAUGAACCAUAACAUAUUAUAUUAUGCUUGCGUGUUCCUAUUCUCGAUAAUGAACAUCUUCACAUCGUUGCUCCUCCAGGAAACCUACCAGACCGUUUUGGAUGGUAUCCAGUUCCUAGCCCUUGCGACUGUUGCCACACGCAUGCACAUCCAUCUCUGGCAAACAAAUCAACGUUCACGCGGCUCUACUAGCGACUUUGUUCAGAUUCAAUUAUCCGACAUAUCAUCUGUGAAUGGCACAGUGUGAUGUCUUAUCAUGUGGUUUACUAUCCAGUGUCGUUCAUGGAGCGAGGCUUGGACCGUACAAGGCGACUGGUGGGGGGUGGGUCUGGUAGAGUUCGCUACGUGUGUAAUUUACAAGAUGAGUCUGUCGCGAGCUGCUGUAUGUACAUUAUCAUUUAUACUGCGACAAAUUCGACUUGAUCACACAGUUAUCCGUGGUAACUCAUAAAGACGAAGUUAUGACACGGUACCGCCGUGACAUCACAGCGAACAAGGAACGGGAG